GCUGGAGCACAGGGGUUAAUAAUUCUGUAGCAGCCUCUCUCUCUCUCUUUCUCUCUCUCUCUCUCUUUCUCUCUCUUCUGUUGCUAAGUGUGAAUAUAUAGCAGGGCUCAGCACACUGUUGCCCUUUAUCUUCCAAUAAACAUCCUCCCCUUCCUCUUCUCCUCCCAAGCAAAGCACAUGUCCCUGUAGUACUACAGAGGAGGACCUGGUGGGGGGGAGAAGGAGGAAGAGGAGGAGGAGAGUUCUUGAGAGAAAAGAGCUCUUUGCAGGACUGCAGUCUCCUUGCCACCUGGGAUGGGCACAGCUCCACGGCUCCCCGCUGAAUUGCUAAACUGCCACCUGCUUCUGAGCAUCGUUCAGCCUGGCGGGAUCCUCAGAACCAGGAGGUAAGCAAAAUUUGCUCACGCUCACCGGCUCACCGACUUCUGGCCGUGCGUGAAGAAUCUCAACUCCGCUGGCCCCACGCCCCCUGAUCCCUCUUGCUGACCUGUGCUUGGGCCUCAACUAGACACGUCUCAGUGGAAGGAGCCACCCCCCAACCAUUUGGAGCCAUGAAUUUCCUCCGGCGGCGCCUGUCCGACAGCAGCUUCGUGGCCAACCUGCCCAAUGGCUACAUGACGGACAUGCAGCGCCCAGAGAGCUCCACCAGCUCCCCCGCUUCCCCGGCCACGGAGAGGAGACACCCUCAGCCUCUGGCUGCCUCCUUCUCCUCUCCAGGGUCCAGCCUGUUCAGCUCCUUCUCCAGUGCCAUGAAGCCACCCCCUCAGGUCCCCUCGGGACUGAUGGAACCCCUGGCUCCCUCCACACCUGUGGUGCAGAGACCCCGGAUCCUGCUGGUGAUUGAUGAUGCCCACACAGACUGGUCCAAGUACUUCCACGGGAAGAAGGUGAACGGUGAGAUUGAGAUCAGAGUGGAACAGGCUGAGUUCUCAGAGUUGAACCUGGCUGCCUAUGUGACGGGGGGCUGCAUGGUGGACAUGCAGGUCGUGAGAAAUGGGACCAAAGUUGUGAGAUCCUUCAAGCCAGACUUCAUCCUGGUCCGCCAGCAUGCCUAUAGCAUGGCCCUGGCUGAGGAUUACCGCAGCCUGGUCAUUGGCCUCCAGUACGGAGGGCUGCCUGCUGUCAACUCGCUCUACUCUGUGUACAACUUCUGCAGCAAGCCCUGGGUGUUCUCUCAGCUCAUUAAGAUCUUCCAUUCCCUGGGUCCUGAGAAAUUCCCACUCGUGGAGCAAACAUUUUUCCCCAACCACAAGCCAAUGCUCGCGGCCCCACACUUCCCCGUGGUGAUCAAGCUGGGACAUGCCCAUGCUGGCAUGGGAAAGAUCAAAGUAGAAAAUCAGCAUGACUACCAGGACAUCACCAGCGUCGUGGCCAUGGCCAAAACCUACGCCACCACUGAGGCCUUCAUCGAUUCCAAGUACGACAUCCGCAUCCAGAAAAUAGGAUCCAACUACAAGGCGUACAUGAGAACUUCCAUCUCUGGAAACUGGAAAGCCAACACGGGUUCUGCCAUGCUGGAGCAGGUGGCCAUGACAGAGAGGUACAGACUGUGGGUGGACAGCUGCUCAGAAAUGUUCGGUGGUCUGGACAUCUGUGCUGUCAAGGCGGUGCACAGCAAGGACGGCAGAGAUUACAUUAUUGAGGUCAUGGACAGCUCCAUGCCCUUGAUUGGCGAGCACGUGGAAGAGGACAGACAGUUGAUAGCCGACCUUGUCGUCUCCAAGAUGAGCCAACUCUUGGUGCCGGGUGGCUCAGUGCCCUCACCCCUGAGACCGUGGGCUCCGCAGACUAAACCUGCAAAAUCCCCGGGGCAAGGCCAGCUGGGGCCUCAGCUAGGACAGCCCCAGCCGCGGCCCCCUCCACAAGGGGGCCCUCGUCAAGCUCAGUCCCCUCAACCCCCCAGAUCCAGGAGCCCCUCCCAACAGAGGCUCUCCCCACAAGGCCAGCAGCCCCUGAGCCCCCAGUCGGGAUCUCCACAGCAGCAAAGGUCCCCGGGCUCUCCGCAGCUAACCCGGGCAUCCUGCAGCAGCUCUCCGAGUCAGGCCUCCAAGCCCGGCGCCAGCCUCAGCUCCCAGCACCGGCCCCCUGCGCAGGGCCGCAGCACCUCCCAGCAGGGCGAGGAGCCCCAGAAACCAGCUCCGCCUCACCCCCACCUCAACAAAUCCCAGUCCCUGACCAACAGCCUCAGCACGUCCGACGCCUCCCAGCGAGGGACCCCAAGUGAAGACGAGGCCAAGGCCGAGACCAUCCGCAACCUGAGGAAGUCCUUCGCCAGCCUCUUCUCCGACUAGCCACGCCCAGGCAGGAGGGCAGGAGGGCUCCAUGAUGGGUACUUUUCUCCUGCCUCCUCCUCUUCCUCUCUGGUUCCUGGAGAGAAUACGCAUCCUACAUGCCUCGGAACCAGGAACCGCUUGUACGUGAAAUUCCCGUCUCCUUGACCAUGACAUGCCAAUGCCAUGUGACUAAGCAGCAGCCUUGGAGAGCCCCUAAGGCUCCUCAGAACGGGCCUCCUAGACUGACAUGGCAUCACUAGACCCACCAUGUGCUUGCACCCCUGCCUCCGAUACCAAGUGAGAUGUGUGUGUGGCUUGUUCUCAUUCUUAUCAGCAUUCUGCUUGCCUGUGGGCAGAGGCCCCCUUCCAGGCCUUGACCCACCCCCUCUCAUCAAAUGCAGACAUUAUAUUUGGACCUCAGCAACACAGGAGGCAAUAAUUUUUAAUAAUGUUUUUACAAACUAAUAGAAAAUAAAAAAUAGAAAGGCCCAGCCCAGGAACCCACCACUUACCUCCGCAAGAUCGCGUGGACCUUGUUUGAGACCUCCCCUGGGAACAGGCAGGCGAAGGCUCCAUCACAGGUGGCCCCCAGGGGACCUCGACGUCAGCAGGAUGAAGCCAGACCCUAUGCAACAAGCGGAGCCUUUCAGAACCGAAAUGGACGGACACCCACGUCAUGCCACCCGCGCUCAGAGCCGAUAGCAGAGCGCAGUCCUUGCAGAAAGCCUCACAGAGGAGAGGAAGCCUCGUGAGCUCCCUGGGGAGAGGGUCGCAGGGACGUUCUGCCUCCCCGACAUUCCACAGAGGGUGCUCUUCCCUCCCCGAGGCCACAUGGGCGCUCAGAGAACAGACAGGUCCUGGGCACAGGAUCAGAAGGUGCCCAUCCCGUAUAGCAAGGUGUCAGUAGGCCACUGGCUUUCCAGAGGGCCUCGGCGUGGAAAGGUUCAGAAACACAGCAAGUAUUUCUCUCCAGGGAGGCAGAGCUCAGCAUGCACAUGGAAGGCUGUUGGAAUUCCUGCUAGAAAGAGAUCCUCUCUGCCCUGGCCUCCACCCAAGUGCUGUGAGGAAGACAGACGCCGCACAGAGCUGGGCGAAGUGCACAUGGUCCUGACACCCUCUCCAGGGCUUGUUGAUCUGCGCCAGGAGGCCUCCUGGGAGCAGUGGGGCUGUGGGUGCCCCACGUCCCCAAGCCCCUGGUGCUAGAAGCAUCAGAGAUGCCAGAAGCAGCCUCCCGGCCCCAAGAAAAGGCCGAGGUCUUACAACAUAGCCAUGUUAUCUGUACAGCGUGCUAGGCAACUGGAGGGGUGCCCUCCCAACCCCGCUGAAGGAAAGGGAGGGAGGAAGGGAGAAACAGAAGUAGCUUGCAGCCAUGCUCCGGCUCUGCACACUGCUCAGUGGGGUGCGGAGACCCAGCUAGCUCUCCAGGAACAUGAAAGCAGUCACCACAUUUGGGUUUGUUUUUGUUUGUUUGUUUGUUUGUUUGUUUGUGACAUGGCAACCAAGGCUGGCCUAGAAUUUGUCAUGUAGCUCAAGCUAAUUCCAAACUCAUGGCUGCCUCAGCCUCCCAAGUUCGGGGAGCAAAGGCAUGGACCACCAUGUCUGGCUACUAUGAUCCUCCCAACCCAGACUGGAGUGUUGGGGAACGAGGCUCGAGACCCACCCCUGCACUGAUCCACCCAGGGCCCUAUGCCUCUGCUGAACGAUCCCAGCUUUGCCCCUGGCUGCAGAGAUCCACUUGGUCCCUGGGCCCAUCCUCUUCUGUGUAGCUCUCUUCCCUCCCUCAUGAUCAGAAUCGAUAUUGAGAACAAGAGUGCCUGAGCUGCUUUAGGAGCCCGCCUUUCCCUCUUGGUCAGGACCCCUGGUGUUGGAUUCAGUAAUAAGCAGCAGUCAUGGCAUGAGGAAGAUCAUGCAGGAUCAGUGGUCAGUGGCCACUGAGAGUUGUAACUUAGAGCUGGAGACUGGAGGCCUUAGGCCGGGUUGGCUAGGAUCAGCAGCCUGAACUGGUAAGGGCCUGGUACCCUUCCCAAAACCAAAAAGAAAUAAGAAAGGAGAGAGAGAGAGAGAGAGAAAGAAAGAAGAAAGAAUGGGAGGGUGAGAGAAAGAGCAAGGAAAGAAAGAAGGAGGGAGGGAAGAAGGAAGGAAGGAAGGCAGGCCCCCAUCACCUUUUAUUCCCUCACUAGCUCGUGUUGAGGUCACUGUCUGUGGGGCAGCCUCUCUGGGGUAUCUGCCCUCCACUCUGCUCUCAUCCCCCUCUUGUUACCCAAGAUGUCCUGCCACAGAAUGAGGCAGGCAGAAGCUACCUGAGUGUGUCUCAAGGCAGCAGAGAUGGCCCAGCAGGCUGUCAGACCCACAGCGCCACUUUCCAUGCAUCCUCCUAGACUACCCCAGGGUCGGAGAAAGUGGGGGCCUUGGAGCCAGCACCCCCGCAGCCAAACUUUUUGGAGAUGGUCUAAUGGUAGAGGAACGAUCAGUCCGUAAUUCCAUGAAGUGUUGCUGCUGCCGCCGCCUCCUCCUCUUCCUCUCCUUUUCUUCCUCUUCCUCCUCUUCCUGCCUGACUUAGCUCUUGUACCUCCCCCUAGAACCUGCCAAGAAAGCCAAGUAGGAAGGAGUCACGGAGGUGAGACUCAAUACGCCAAGCGCUGGCACUUUUCGAAGCUAUUCUGUUAAAAAUAAAUUCAACAGGAGAGAGAGAGAAAUCUUGGAUAAUGAGAUUAGCCAUUAGCCACCCUCGUCAAGGAUCCUAGGAGCUAGGAGCCCCUCCCCCCCACCAUAUACACAUACAUUAUAUCUGGCUAGUGACUUAGGAUGCAACAUCCUAAAAUCCCAUCAUCUUAUUUUCAGAUAACAGUCCUUUUUCUAAGAUAACUUGCUUCCCCACUGAGACCUGAGAAGUCAGAAUCACUCAUACAGGCCCAUGUGGAGGGAACUGGGGUGCCAGCCUCACAGGCUUGAAGGAACUGGGCCUUCCCUUCUCCUGAUGAUGGCAACUGAAGAUGCCCUGUAGGAAAAGAGGAAGAUAGAGGAACUCAGCCCUUAGGAAUCUCUGAGACCCAAACACAGAAUUACAGGAUUUGCAGUUUUGUUUCUUCCACCUGAAAAAAUGCAUACACACACACACACCCCUUCUCCAUUACUCAUGGUUAGAUCUUCCGAAGAAAUAAUGCUUUGCUACAUUCUGGAAAAAACUUUUUUAAAAGGUGAGCCCUAUAAUGCUGGGAAUAAACACCACAGCUCACAUUUUAGGAGGUUCAUUGUGCAGGAAACCCUUUUGGCAACCAUCAUUCCUCAACAGUCUCACCCAAGUCUCAGAGAUCAAACAGCUCCAGACACACAGCUAUGUGGUAACUGGCUGAGUGAAGUGUCUCAGUGUCUGGGCCAUGGCUCUGAGCAGAACCAGUUAUAUAGCAGAGGAAUCUUCACCUCAGACCAACAGAGUCAGAACUUGUGGUCAAAGAGCCCAGAACCUGCAGUUGGGUCAGUCUCCCAAGUGUUUUAGAGGCCUGCUGAGGGUGGACUGGCCAUUGUGGAACAGUGUUGGGAUGGACGCAUUUCUGUCUCCAACACAGUUAAGGGCCUUUGAUGCUCCUUUUGAUGCACAGAACUGGUGGCUCCAGAAGUGACCAUGUGCCCUAAAUUUUCUCACUUGUAUUCAGAAUUGUCCCUUGUUUCUAGAAACAUCUAAGCAUGCAGUGGCAUUUCUGUGGGACUCCCAACUACAAUAGCACAAACGCCUUUUAAUCUCCAAAUCAGGCCAGACAUCCUGACUUUUGUAACCAAGCACAGACAAGCCUUCAUCCGUGACGUAACACUAGAUUAUAUCGAACAUAUUUAAAUCAUCUCCAGUUGGCUUGGGCACAAAUAUGGAGGCCAAAUGUGUUGUACAGGCCUCGUGGAGACCACAAAUCCCCCAGAUGGACUGUUUUUUUGUCCAUAAGCUGGUAUGUUUCUUCCAAAAAUUUGACCUUUAAUAAUGUGGCAUUUGGAAACGGAAAAGGGCAAAAGGAGAGGGGAGUCACUGUGUAUAGAUUCGGAAAGGUUAUAUUUGUUGUCUUUUGCUUCAUUUUACAACUUUGAUCCAGAGAAAGGCUAGCAUUUUCCCUGCGCACUGACUUAGUAAAGCUGAGACAAAGAGCCAUUCACUCUGUGCACAAUGAGGAGGGGAAGAUUAAAGCCCAGCCCCUUGAGUAUGCGUCCAGCAGCCAGAGAAAGCUCGUCCAGACCUUCCUACCAGCAUGCUGCCGCUGUACUUUGUUUCAGGGACCUUGAAGUCAUGCCCUUUCUCCUCCCUUAACUUCCCAAGUCCUCCGGGCUGCCCCAUCUGUUCCUAAACCUGCAGUUAGCUCUGGAGUAACAAGUCUUCACUCACGUCACAAAUCAGCAACAAGCCACGAAGGGAACACCCCAGGAGCGAGAUGGUGAGGGAGCUCCCCGUGAAGCUUGCAGUAGCUGCUCAGCCUGAGCUCAGGGCACGCUUAAGGUUGGCUCUGCUAAAAAUUACAAAAUUAAUAGUGCCAGAGUUAAGAUUGGAGGAAAAUGAGUACACUGUUUUACUAAGCCUAUCAAUGUAAGAAAGUCAUUUGCCUAGAAUCAACCCAACAAAGAGAUUAGGACAACGACAAACUAGAGAAACACUAAAAAGUAAAUAAAUAGCCAUCAGUAGUUUUUUUAAUCCCCAAAGACCUCUUGUGAACUGAAUUUGGGUAAGAAGGGAGGCACGCAGAGUUGACUAGGGAAAAAAGGGCCCCAGGUGAGUUUGCUCCCGGAGCCCAUAUGAAGGCAAGGGACAAGGGAGUGCAGACUGGGAGCCAGGAGAGCUUCAAGAUCAACACGGCCUGGGACGUUGCAGACUGCUCUGGGAUCAUACCAGUGGGGCUUGAACAGCGAAGGCCCAAGACCCAGGAAAGAAAGCAGUGUGAGGCACAUUGACUGUACCCCACAACCAGACACAGCAGAACUUUCCAAACAGCACCCAGCACCAACUACCCGACAGGCACAGCGUGCCCUCCCCGUGCCAACAGCAGGCCAGUCUUGGGUCCUUUAUUCAGCGUAUUCAAGCAGCUUGUGUGUUUAGAACUGGGUUAGUCGUGGCCUGGCUAGUUAGGCCAGCCUUGCACUUGCAAGUGUUAACUGAAUUAGCCCAUUCACUGCCCAAGUCUCUCUCACACAGAUGGCCCUUCUCUUUCUUCCUCCCAGAGCCAAGCUGGCCGCGUACUGACUAUGCUGACCAGUGUCUAAAGCUGUCCUAGACCCCCGAGUAGUAGCCACUGUUUAAAUUAAAGAGCUCAGUCUAAUAUUUAGACUCCAAUCAGAGGCGGCACUUUUUGGAGAAAGGAGCUUGAUUGGAGACAAACUGGAAGGUUGGGUGACAAGCAAGCCAAACUGGUGCAUUUAUCAAGGGCAGCGCAUAAAGGGUACAGAGGGUCCCUUGUGCUGCCGCAGACAAAACACGCAGCCCGAACUGAUGAGAUGUGCAUACUCAGGCCUCAGAUCGAAGUGGAGCGUCUCUGCAGGAGAAAACCCUCCAAAGCCUUUCACUGAGUCCAAAGCAGAGGUCAACAUUUCUUUGCCCUUCUACUAACACUUGGGUCUGUUUGGCUUUGGAAUAUCAGAAACAAGGGCCACAGCCCCCUGAGGAAUCUCAGGGGAGAAAACUCAAGUGAGUUAAAGUUAAAUCCACGACUUACCUAGCACAUGGCACUAACCUAACCCACACAAGCAGCGCCCACACGGGGGACGCGCCCAGCUUCUCUCCACGUUUCUGCAAUCAGGCAGGGUGGGAGAUGGGCCUGGGAGCCAGCUCUGAGCAGAGGAACUGGAUCCAGCUAAGAGCAUGGACCAAACUAAGCAGUGGCCUCAGCAACUGGCAAGAUCCAAAGAGCAGAAUUCAGACUUUUACACAGGGAGUCACAACUCAGUGUGGAGAGAGAAGGUGAUCUCCAGCCAUGUCAAAUGGGCAUCUCCAUUUAUGAACAGUGGGGAGGGGAGAGGAGCAAGCCUCUUUGGGUAGAAAUACCUGAAAUGGGAAUGGGAGGAAGAGAUGGACGCUGAGGCUGGUGCUUUACUCAAGGGCUUGCCGUGGCCCGCAGGCUCCCAUCACAAUGCACAGAGAUGACAUCAAAGCCAUACAUACAAUGAACAAGUCACCAAGCCAGGAUUUCACUCUCCUACAGAUGAGCAAUAUGUGAAACUCAAGUCUAACGAUAAGAAUGUAGACUUCAAAUGCUUCUAAUCAACUUAGCUACUAGUCAAGAGGAAACCAUUUGGGGAUUGUUAUCAAUUGUAAGUGGUGCCCACCUUUCAGGUUAGGGCACACUGUACCCUAAACUCAAAAGAGAUCUGUAAUGUCUGCCGCUAAGCCCAUAGCACGCAUAUCCAAGGAUAUCAGCACCAUCAGGGGUUUCCUAAGGGCCAUUUGAAUGCAACUGUGCUUGGAAAACUUGUAUUUGGUGCUUCUGGUCACCACUGUCUCCCAUGCCUACACACAGAGAGAAUUACAUAGUGCAAAUUCAUGUUCAAGGCAACAGAGAUUCAUCAGAGUAGAAUCUAUUUAAUGCUCCAGGGUGAUCCUUAUGGACACUUGAAAAGCCUGUCCUAUAGCUCUGGCAUUAGGUAAUUCCACAGAAAGAAACACCAACAGCCCCAGUUCUCUACCUAUAUUAAUGGUAGCAUGGCUUCUAGAAAAUCAUUGACUGAAUUUUCUUCACUGUGAUGGAAAGACUAUAUGCGUAGCAAAAAAAAAAAAAAUCACUUGUAUAUGAUUCAAUAUUCUUGCAGACAUAACAUUCCAAGCCAUUUCCUUAUAUGCAAAACAGGUUUUCUAAAAAGCAGGAAGACAUUGGCAAUAUUCCUAAGUAUUUUCUGCAGAUGCUACUAGUAUUUUGUUCCUGUGUUGUGAUUUAGAUUUUAAUUUGUCGCUACAGCAUGUUUCUGUAAUUGUUUGUAUAAGUCAUUUGUGUUUGGCCUUUUUCUUGUAGAAAAAAAUAAAAUGUUUUGAAUUUUGA
Messenger RNA from Jaculus jaculus (lesser Egyptian jerboa), 9274 nucleotides. It is a transcript of the gene Syn3, whose product is annotated as synapsin III. Gene Ontology annotation, cellular component: synaptic vesicle membrane; synaptic vesicle. Gene Ontology annotation, biological process: neurotransmitter secretion. The record is from RefSeq and is a predicted model, not a curated record. The coding region runs from base 552 to 2291 and encodes 579 amino acids. The transcript has 14 exons. Gene Ontology annotation, molecular function: ATP binding. Lineage: Eukaryota; Metazoa; Chordata; Mammalia; Rodentia; Dipodidae.